AUGAGUAUCAAGAAUGAAAUUUUAAAAUUAUUUUUAUUGCAACAAAAAAAUACACUAUCUGAUUCAGACAUAAGUCGUUCAUUAAUAUCUCGUGGUAUUGAAUGUUAUACGGAUUCACUUAGAAAAGAAAUAUUAUCAAUAUCAUCAUUAUUUCGACUACAAUCGUUGAAAGAUGGUUCACUUCAAAUUAUAUUAGAACCUAAAAUCCAAAUAUGCACCGACUUUUUCCUUUCUCAAUGUAAACCUAAUCAAUGUGGUCGUUUACAUAUUUGUCGUUUUGCUCCAAACUGUACACGUGGUGGAAGAUGUACAUUUCCACAUGCUCUUACAACUAGUCCCCAUAAUUUAGCCAUUAUACAGCAGACAAAUUAUGAAAUACUUGAUCAAGAUUUAUUAAUUCAAUUGCUGCGUUGUGCUCAAUUUGGUGAGAAGCCACGUGUUGAAUUAACUAACGAUGAUAAUGAUACACCACCACAACAAAAUCAUCCAAAUACAUCACGUCCAUUUCAACGGGGUGAUGGUAGAAGUAGAGGACGAAGUAGAAAAGCAUUUCAAAGUCAGAUAUUUACAAAUACACGACAUGAACCUUAUCAAAAUAAACGAGAAGUUUUUUCAAAUCAACGACGGUCAGGACGAUCAACAACAAGAGGAGGGUCUGGUCAUGUUCAAUCGUUUUAUCGUCCAAGUAGUCAAAAUGAUGACAGUCCUCAGUAUUUGCCGAAAAAUAUGAGAAUUAUCGACAAUCAAGUAGACGUUAUGUUACCGGGAGAAAAUGAGGCUCCACAAGUUGACAGAGAAAUUGUAGAAUUAUUAUUAGUAAAUAAAGAUCAUCGUAUUCGAGAAGUGUUUAAUGAAACGAACGAUGAUGAUUUUCGACACUUUACAAUUGAGUUUGAAUCAAAAGAUUCUGUGGAUAAAUUAUUGGCCCAUCCGUUCUUAACUCAUGGUAAUAUUCAGAUUAAAAUGAAGCGUACAUUACAAUCAAUUGAUAAACAUCGUUUUAUAUUAAAAAUUAGAACAGAUAAAAAGAUUGAUUCCAUAAAAUUAGAAUUGUACAUAGAUACAUUAAUUAAAAAUAGAAAAAGAAUAAUUACAGAUAUGACAAAUGAAGAAGAAAGUGGGCAAGAAUUUGAUCAGAUUUCAUUGAUUCAAUGUGAUGAAGAAAUCGAUUUUGAGAAAUUACGGGAGGCACAUUCAAUGAAAAAACAAUUACAAAAUAAAAAUGUUAUGAUCGGCGAAGUGUAUGAGUUACAAAAAAUUAAAAUUAAAUUAAAAGAACAAAAUAAUAAGCAAGAAGAAAAUGUUUUCACUGUCAUGCAGCCAAAACAAUUUACAUUUAAUAUAUUGAAACACAUAUUUUCAUCAUUAUGGUCGGAUGUGUUUUCAUGGACAAUCAAACAAAAAACUGCUGUUAUUGACCUAGUCAAUUCAAAUGCCUUGGAAAGAUGGCUUUCACGAUCUGAUGAAUAUGAAAAACAAUUUGGUAUAUCUAUUAGACCUAUAUUUGCUUUUGUGGAGAAGGAUCUGGGUGAUGUUGUGGAUACACACUCAGUCGUUUUGACUGAACUAUCAGAAAAUUUGGCGAAAACAACUAUAACACCAUCGGUAGUUGCAACAUCGUCAGAUGAACAACCAUACAUUAAUCUGAAACCAGAGUGGACCUUAAUCUUAUGUCAUCCGACAUUCCAAGUGCAAUAUAAAGAGUAUCUAAAAGCCUCAAUUGGUUUUGAUGUACAAAUUAAUGGAUCGAUGGUUGCAUUAAUAAAUGCGCCUUUAAAUACUUCAAACAGACAAGUGUUAUACAAUAGAACGAACACUUUUAUGCAAGGAUUUGUUUUUAAACAAUUAAAUAGACCAUCUAUGGCAAAUAUACAUUUGCUUAAUGCAAAUUCACAUCGAAUCGCCUUUCAAAGAAUACCAGAUAAAAAUGCCUAUUCUUUAGCAUCUAAUUAUGAUACUAUGAAUGAAUUAUUUCCGUAUUUAUGUUCUCGAUUAAUACCUGAAAGAAUAACUGAACGACCACUACCACAGCAACAACAACAACAACAACAUCAACAAUUGUCCUCUCCUGACACUGCUCAAUUUCUAUCACCAAUAAUUUCGAAUGUGAAAACAGUUGAGAAACGAUCACUACCUGUACCUCAUCAACCGUUACUUGAGUCUAUUCAAUAUCCAAUUGAUGCUCAAUCGCAUGUUCAAUUUUUUUUAAUGAAAUCAUUCGAAGAGCGUUUUUCAAAUUAUCUUCAAGGUGCAUACAAUGUUAAAAGUAGUAUUGAAUCUAAUAUUGGUAAAGAUGCUAAUGAUAAACAACAACAGCAAAAGAAUUAUCGAAUUAUAAUAAAAAUAAUCGGUGAAAUAAAUGAUGUAUCGUCGGCUAGAACAGCUAUAGAUGGACUGUUUUCCUCUUUGGAAACGAAAGUGUUUAGUGAAAAAACUGUUGGUACAUGGACAAAAAUCGCUGAUUCCGCUCAUGUAAUUCAACACCAUAUGAAUAGUAAAAAUGUUUUAUGCUGUUGUACAUAUUCGAAAAAUUCUUUAAUUAUACAUUAUUUUAAUCAAAAAAAUGCACAGUUUGGUGUUGAUAAAUCACAAAUUGAUGAAAUAAUUAAUGGAACAUUUUUAUCUGCCACAACUUCCUAUCAAUCAUUGUUAUCAUCAUCAAAAUUAAAAGAGAAAUGGCAAGAUUGUGAAAAAAAAAUACGAAAUCGUCCAGAUUAUAAUCAACAAAUUUGUUUGUUAUCUGAAGAAAAAUCAAUUUAUUUAUUUGGUUUACCAGCAAUAGUCAAAGAACUUCAUGCAACAUUUGAAAAAUUGAAAACAGAGCAUGAAACAAAAUUAUUUAAAUUAACAUUAAAUCAAAAUCAAAUAAAAUAUUUGUUAAAUGUAUGCUCUUCAGAUUUAAAAGCAUUAGAUGAAAAACAUAAAAUGGAUGGAGUUGAAAUUAUGUCAAAAUUGAAAAAUAGUGAAAUAUUAGCACCGAUUAAUAUGUUCGAAAACUUAAAAUUACGUAUAUUAGAAUAUGCACAAAUAACAACAUCAACAUUCGACAUUUGUGAACCUGGUUUUGCUUCCUUAAUUCAAAAUCAAAAAUCUAUUAUUAUUGAUAAAGCUCGAGAAUGUCGAUGUUAUGUUACAACGAAAAUUGAAACAACGCAAGUACAAGUUAAAGUUCCUAAGGCACAUACAGUUGAUAAUAAUGACAAUGAACAAAAAAUACAAGGAGGAGCGUGCGCUUCUGCUAUUCCAACAUCGUCCUCUCAAUUAGUAACAAGUGUUAAUAUUAAUAUGGGAGUAAUUCGUGUUUGUUUAGAUGAUUUAACAACAAGAAAAGAUGAUGUUAUUGUUGUUAAUUUAACAUCGGAAGUCUUGAAAAAUGCAGUGCUUAAAGCAGCUGGACAACAAGUUUCGGAUGAAUUGGUCAACUUUGUAAAUAAUUAUCAAACAACAAACUUAAUUGAAACAUCACCUGGUCUCCUGGCUUGUAAAAAAAUAAUAUUUCUCCAAUGGUCUCCACAAGCAAAAGAUGUAAAUUUGUUUCAAUCAAACAAACAAUCAAUUUCUGAUUUUGUAUCAGAAGCAAUCACGUAUGCAUUUAAAAAUAAGUACAAAAGUAUUGCAUUUCCAGCGAUUGGUUGUGGAAAAUUUGGUAUAAAACCUGAUAUAAUUGGUGAAGCAAUGAUAUCUGAAGCCGAAAGACAAUUGAUAAAAUAUCCAAAAGAUAAUUUUUCAGUAUCAUUUGUUUUAUUACCUCAACAACAAUCUGUCUACGAUGAAUUUUGUAAACAGUUAAAUCUCAUCAAAUCUGCAAACUUUUCCCUAAUACCUACAAAUUUGAAUUCCGGAAAUGUUUCACGAUCUCAUAUAACAAUGCCUUUUGAACAACAAAUCGUCAAAAUUACAUUAAUAAGUUCAACUGAAGAACAUAUAAUCCGAUGUUAUAAUUCUCUUUUAGAAUUAAGUAAAAAAUGUACAUUGAAACUCAAAUUGAGUAAUAAACAAGAUUUAAAAGAUUGGACCCAGUCGACAGUAGAUAAAUAUUAUAAAUAUUGCCUUGAUCGAAAAAUAGAACCGAUAUUGGACAUAUCGAAUGGUGUACUCGAAUUAAAUGGUCCGAAAGAUGAUGUCGAUCAAGCGGAAAAAUACUAUUAUGAAUUGGUGACAGAAACAUUGAAACAAGCACAUAAACAUGUCUUAUCGCGGGGUAUUAUUUGGUCAGUUGAGCUGACACCAAACGAUGGACAAUGGGAACAAUAUUCAUAUAAAAUGAAUGCGGAAAUUGAAGAUGCGUAUCAGAGAAAGUCUCCAUAUAUCGAUUUGCAAAAUGAAAGUAAAGAACAAGUUCGUAUUAAAUUUGAUAAAAAUCAAAUGUGUGAAGAAUCUUCAAAAACAACACGAAAUAUACAACGAAAAGUAAUUAAUCAAAAUUUACCAGAUAAUUGGGAAACUUCAGAUGUCAAUUGUAAACGUGUUCAAUUAAAAACAGGAUCACCUGAAUAUGCAAAAGUUUUGAACUUAUUUGAUGUAACGAUGCGCGGUAAUUAUGUACAAAUAGUGAAAAUUGAACGAAUUCAAAAUGAACGAUGGUUUAAACAAUAUGCGGCACACCGUGACGAAUUUAAUCUACGUAAUAAACAAAAUAACGCAAUAAACAAUAAUGAGAAAUUAUUGUUUCAUGGUUGUCUUGAUACAACUGCUGAUAAGAUCGUUCAAGAAUGUUUCAAUCGGUCGUUUGCUGGAGUCAACGGAAUUGCCUACGGAUGGGGUGUUUAUUUUGCUACAAGUGCCUUAUAUUCACACGCUUUUGCAAAACCCAAUGCGAGGGGUGAGAGAACAACGUUUUUGGCACGUGUACUAAUUGGAAAUACAAUGGUUGGCGAUCCGUCUAUAAAAGUGCCACCAACCGGCUGGGAUACUACAACUAGUAAAGACCAAGGAAUCUUUGUUGUUUAUCACGACGCACAAUCAUAUGCUGAUUAUCUUAUUACAUAUAAAUAA
Molecule: messenger RNA, 4995 nt
Organism: Didymodactylos carnosus
Lineage: Eukaryota; Metazoa; Rotifera; Eurotatoria; Philodinida; Philodinidae
Source: the annotation of a GenBank genome assembly